AAUGUCCAGAUUUAUGUAUCUUCUCACACAGAUUCAUCGUAAUGGAGCAACAGCGGCAGUAUUUCUGUCACGCAAUCUGGAGAAUAAUCCAUAUCUUAUUAAGUUGUGCAGCUUAAUUUUUUCACACCACACAUAGUUGACGGUAAGGCUGCAGUUUUCUAUGCGAGUAAAUUCUUCGUUCCGCUUCCUUUGACGUAAACAAACUUAAAUCGGAAGUUCUUUGAGGAUAAACACUCGCGUUGACAGACGGCUCUGAAUGAUUGUGUAAGAAGGCGUGAUCGUGAUGUGAGUGUUUGAAAUAUGUAUUGUUUCUUUUGUCAUCCGCACAUUCCUUGUUAAAAGCUCAGAAUGUGGUUUUGAGGAGGCAGGUCCCGAACAGAUAAGUGACGGUAUAAAAAGUGAAUCCACCAGCAUCAGGUCUGAAGGACUGAUCCACAGACGUACAUGGACCUGCAGUGAUGCUUAGAAACGUCCAGUGAAAAGGUCCAACUUGAUGUUUGUGGAUUGCACUUUUAUUUGUAUCUCUCAUUAAUGGGACAAGACCCAAACCAGAGAAAAUGGGAUUUACACUGGAUUUAAUGAUGCUUCUUCUUUUUGCUGUUGUGGUGAAGCAAGUUUCAUCUGUUUCCCCGAGCAGAGAAGAAUUUACAGAAGCAGUGGCGUAUUUGAGGAAGUAUGGCUACCUGCACAUUCCACUGGACAAUAAAGGCCCAAGCCAUCCACGCGAGGCAGUAGCUGAGGCAGCGAGAAUCUUUCAGAGAGUAACAAACGUGCGAAUAUCAGGGAAACUAGACUCAGCCACGCUGGCAAUGAUGAACAGACCUCGAUGUGGACUACAGGACUUUUUCACUGACAAAUCUCUCAAAUAUCGAGUGCUGGGUCAUUGGCGUAAGAAGAUGCUGACCUACCGCCUCUAUAACUACACACCAGACUUGGGUCAGGGAAAGACCCGCGUGGCCAUCCAGAAUGCCUUUAAGUACUGGAGUGACGUGUCACCUCUGAGGUUCAGGGAACUGCAGAAAGGAAGAGCAGACAUCAAAAUCUCCUUUCACAAGAAAGAUAAGACAUGUCCAGUUCCCUUUGAUGGUCGAGGUCACAUUUUAGCCCACGCUGAUGCCCCCGAGUCAGGCAUUGUGCACUUUGAUGAAGACGAAGUGUGGACAGAGGGGAGGAGCCAGGGCUCCAACCUGAGGAUCGUUGCCGCGCAUGAGAUUGGCCACGCCCUCGGCCUGGGCCACUCACAAUACUACAGUGCACUCAUGGGACCUCUGUACAAUGGAUACCGCUCCAACUUCAAGCUCCAUGCAGACGACAUACGAGGGAUUCAAGCUUUAUACGGAAAGCCAAACCCAUUUCCUCCACCCAGAAAACCAGCAGCAGGAGGUGGAGGAGCUGUCGUAGAUCCCUGCAAGGCCACUUUGGAUGCAGUUUUAUUAGGUCCUCUGCAUAAGACAUAUGUUUUCAGUGGCCAGUACGUGUGGACAGUGUCCAACUCUGGCUACAGUUCUCUCACCCGGAUCUCUGCACUGUGGAAGGAGCUGCCCGGGAGCCUCAGUGCAGCUGUUCACUCUCAGAGGACUGGCAAGUCCUAUUUUCUGAAAGGAGACAAAGUCUGGAGAUUUACAGGCUUCAAACUUGACCACGGCUUUCCCAGACGCUUGGUCAACAUCCCUGCAAACGUCAACUCAGCCUUGUACUUCAACAAGAAUAAAAAACUUAUAUUUUUCAAAGGAUCUGGAUACUGGCAGUGGGAUGAAAUGGGUCCAACGGACUUCAGUUCAUAUCCCAAACCUGUUGGACAACUCUUCCAUGGGGCACCAAGUAACGCCGACGCUGCCGUAACAUGGACAAACGGUUAUAUAUACAUGUUCAAAGGCACGCAGUACUGGCGCGUGAACCACAACCACCAAACCGUGGACAGGGUCUAUCCUCAGAACACAGCUAAAAAGUGGAUGCAGUGUGACGGCUGAGCCACCAGAGGUCACCAGGGGUUCAAGAUAAACCUUAUACUCUUCACUGUGAAUGAUGCUUUUUCACUGUGAAUCAUACUGUAGGACUCACUAAUAAUUAAAAAUAGAGGACAAAAAUGUAAUAAAUACAACAAAAACAA
Messenger RNA from Solea senegalensis (Senegalese sole), 2110 nucleotides. Its product is annotated as matrix metalloproteinase-19-like. Bases 558 to 1970 code for a protein of 470 amino acids. Gene Ontology annotation, cellular component: extracellular matrix. The transcript has 9 exons. The record is from RefSeq and is a predicted model, not a curated record. Gene Ontology annotation, molecular function: metalloendopeptidase activity; zinc ion binding. Gene Ontology annotation, biological process: proteolysis; collagen catabolic process; extracellular matrix organization. Lineage: Eukaryota; Metazoa; Chordata; Actinopteri; Pleuronectiformes; Soleidae.